GUGCAUACUGGGAUGCUGGGUUGACUUAAGGUUACAGGAGCUCCAAAAUGUCGGCUAUUGCGUUGACGUCCUUGAGCCGCUGUGGCGUCUUGACACUCCGUUCCUCCGCAGGACUGGUGUCGGUGAGAUGUGCUCAAACUGCAGCGGCUCCAGCAGCACAGCCCAGAAUAAAGAAGUUUCAGGUGUACAGAUGGGACCCAGACACUCUAGGAGACAAACCCCGUAUGCAGACCUACGAGAUCGACCUCAAUACAUGUGGUCCAAUGGUUCUUGAUGCCCUAAUCAAGAUCAAAAAUGAGAUGGACUCCACUCUGACUUUCCGUCGCUCGUGCAGAGAGGGCAUUUGUGGCUCCUGUGCAAUGAACAUUAACGGAGGAAACACUCUGGCAUGUCUGAACAAGAUUGACACCAACCUGAGCAAACCAUCAAAGAUUUACCCCCUGCCACACAUGUAUGUGGUAAAGGACCUGGUGCCUGAUAUGAGUAACUUCUACGCUCAGUACAAGUCGAUUGAGCCGUACCUGAAGAAGAAGGACGAGUCGAUGGAAGGCAAAGAUCAGUAUCUGCAGUCUGUAGAGGACAGACAGAAGCUGGAUGGGUUAUAUGAAUGCAUCCUGUGCGCUUGCUGCAGUACGAGCUGCCCGAGUUACUGGUGGAAUGGAGACAAGUACCUUGGACCUGCUGUGCUCAUGCAGGCGUAUCGUUGGAUGAUUGAUUCACGAGACGAGUUCACAGAGGAGCGCCUGUCCAAACUGCAGGAUCCUUUCUCGCUCUACCGUUGCCACACUAUAAUGAACUGCACCAAGACCUGCCCCAAGGGGCUGAAUCCAGGGAAAGCAAUAGCUGAGAUCAAGAAGAUGAUGGCCACAUACAAGGAGAAGAAGGCUGCUGCUACUGUCUGAAACUCCCCAUCUGGCUUUUUGUCCAACCUUUCCCUCCAUGAUUAAAUUAUAUACUCAUUAA
Solea senegalensis (Senegalese sole) is the source of this 963-nucleotide messenger RNA. It is a transcript of the gene sdhb, whose product is annotated as succinate dehydrogenase complex, subunit B, iron sulfur (Ip). Gene Ontology annotation, biological process: respiratory electron transport chain; tricarboxylic acid cycle; aerobic respiration. The record is from RefSeq and is a predicted model, not a curated record. The transcript is spliced from 8 exons. Gene Ontology annotation, molecular function: 2 iron, 2 sulfur cluster binding; electron transfer activity. NCBI's taxonomy places the organism in Eukaryota, Metazoa, Chordata, Actinopteri, Pleuronectiformes, Soleidae. The coding region runs from base 48 to 902 and encodes 284 amino acids. Gene Ontology annotation, cellular component: mitochondrial membrane.